UCUACUGCUUUCUUAACAGAGCUGGUGAUGCUGUUAGAAUGGUGGUCUGGCACAGAGUGCACGCUGUACACUGAUCAGGCCACGGUGGAUAAGUUCGGCAAAGAGCACGUCAUCAUCAUCCUCAACCAUAACUAUGAGAUCGACUUCCUGUGUGGCUGGACCAUGUGUGAGAGAUACGGCGUACUGGGGAGUUCUAAGGUUCUGGCUAAACAAGAGCUGCUGAAAGUUCCUCUGAUCGGCUGGACGUGGUACUUCCUGGAAAUUGUUUUCUGCAAGCGGAAGUGGGAGGAGGACAGAGAAACUGUCUUCAGUGGGCUGAACCGUCUCCGAGAUUACCCAGAAUACAUGUGGUUUCUGCUGUACUGUGAAGGAACGAGAUUUACGGAAAAUAAACAUCAGAUAAGCAUGCAGGUGGCUGAGAGUAAGGGCCUUCCAAAACUGAAGUACCACCUGCUGCCCCGCACCAAAGGAUUCACCACUACAAUGCAAUGCCUCAAGGGAACAGUGAAAGCUGUGUACGAUGUCACGCUCAACUUCAAAGACAAGCAGAACCCGACCCUGCUGGGCAUCGUUAACGGGAAGAAAUACAAAGCAGACAUGAGCAUCAGGCGCUUUCCUGUGGAGGAGAUUCCUGAUGAUGAGAAACAGUGUGCUGACUGGUUACACAAGCUCUACCAAGAGAAGGAUGCGUUACAAGAACACUAUGAGAAGGAAGGCUGUUUCCCUGGCCCCACCAUCAAACCCAAACGUCGAGUUUGGACACUGCUGAACUUCCUGUUUUGGGCUACUCUCCUGCUUUCUCCGCUUAUUAACUUUGCCUGGGAUGUCUUUGUCAGCGGUUCUCCCCUCCUCAUCAUUGGCUUUAUGAUCUUCCUUGUUGUCGCUUCUGUAGCAGUUCGCCGGCUCAUCGGUGUAACCGAAGUGAAGAAGACCGGAUCCAGCUACGGCAACAUAGAGGCCAAGAAAGACAACUAAACAUUUUUACCGUGUAAACACCGUGUGGCCGCUGUAUCGCUCACCCUGCAGUCCAGCCUCAGGCUCAAAGCUGCCCUGUGUGCAGUUACCCUUCUUUUUACAAAAAAUAAAAUAAAAAAUUAAAUUAAAUAUUAAAAUCUCAGCAUUGGGAGGUAUAUAGGGAUAUCAGCAUUGGGAGGUAUAUAGGGAUAUAACUGUAGAUUUAACUUAAUACGCUAGUUUAUAAACAUUAUGAUCAUUUUUAUGAACCAACUAAAUGGGAAAUAGAGGAGAAGAAACAUUCGCCAACUGCGGAUCAAUGACGAAAUGAGAUGAGAUGAACCAGAGAGACCAACCGCUGAUACUAAUCACCCUAUCAGUGACUUGUCCCUCCUGUUUAGCCCCACCCUUUAAUACGAUAAGACCCGCCCCUUUUCCCCAAACAAGCCCACUUCUUGUGAUAGUUUUCCAUUAAGUGUUUUGUAACACUUCCUUCACUGCAUCUACAAUUUCAGUAGCUGUUUCUACACAGCGUUCCUCUUUGGAUCUUCACCCAAAACCACACGGAGUCACUGCGAUCAGAAUUUCACGUCAUGGGCUGGCGGAGCGUGUGGCGUUUGAGGAAGACAACAGCCCAGCCAAUCAGCAAUGAUGGUCACGACACGGCCCCUACCCAACAAAUGAACUGUUGAAGAUCUUUGGUCCGUUGCAGCUGGAGUGACUUUGCUGAAAACUGUUUAAUGUGACCAACUUGAUGGUAAUAUAUAUGGACUGAGCAGGGAAAAGCGUGUCUACUGUAACUUCUGUACUCCCAAUUUUGAGACCUUUUCACAAUGGUGUCUUAACCCACUUCGUCACCAUUGUUUUACUGGCUAUGCUGAAUAAGCGAUAAAUGUUUUCUACCAAUGUACUCACCUGAUUCACCUAGAGCAUCUUUUAGUUAGUGAGCAGUUUUAGUUCGGACCAUGAUUCAGUUGCCCAAUCUCUCUAGCCAUGUGUAAUUAAAUGCAGGGGAUGAAGAGUGAGAGUCGCUGAAUGACCAAGAAGAAAACGAUGAGUUCUAUCAAUAAAGAAAGAGUGUGAAACUUGUUUAGUGUAAACCAAUGACACUAAUGGUUUGUAAAUAAACUCUAGAAGUUUCUUCUUGACUAAAAUCCAUCUGAAUUCGCAGAACAUUUGCACUUCAUUUAAAUUUGUCUCUCUUUUUGUCACCCAUUGUUUUCAAUGUGCAACUUGGUACUUUUUUGUGACUAAACUAAUCGUGCAAGCCUUAAAGGAACAGAUCAGAGCAGCUUUGUUUGGUGUGCGCUUGGACCAUCCAGUGUGGUUGUGAUUCUCUCAUAUUGUGCAGGUUUGCUGACCCUCAAAUCACGUGUAGAUCACAGAUAAUGUUCGUGUGAAAGCGCUUCAGAUGCAGUGUAGCAGGUGUGAGGUUUGUAAUUUAGGUCGAAGACCAAAGUUCAUUAACCUAAAAUAUUAUUGUGCAAGGUUUACUUUUUACCAUAACCUGGUUUGAAGUAAUAUUGAGUUCAUGUAUUUUUAUUUUCACACGUUAUUUCUGAGAGACUGAAUUUAUUAAUUUCACAAAAAGCAGUGAUUCCCACAGCAAAGUUUUUAUUUUUAUGAGAUGAUACUGUGAAAGAAAAAUAAUCCAUGUAUGGGUGUUGUUUCAGAGUACGCUGACUGAUCUGGGAUCUGUGAUUGUAGAUAAGACCACUACAGACAGGGUAGGACUCUGAGCCAAUAUCAGUUCUAGUACUCUGAUGCUGUUAUGAGUGAUAGCUGAUCUUGUAAUAAAUGUUGCUACUGUAUAGCACUGAAAAGGUUGAGUUCUUCGAGCACAGACUAAGUGGUGAGCUUUGGAACAGAUGCUAAAUAUUAUUGCGAGUGUUUCUGACUUGCUUUCAAAUCCCUUCUCAAAAAAGCGGUAUGUGAACGGAGGUCGAGUAGAACUAAAAAUUUAGUCUGUUAAAAUCACAACUUUUUUUGUAUCUUAUUUCCAAUCAAUUAAAGCAUUCAGUGUAUGAUUGAAA
Cyprinus carpio (common carp) is the source of this 2987-nucleotide messenger RNA. It is a transcript of the gene agpat3, whose product is annotated as 1-acyl-sn-glycerol-3-phosphate acyltransferase gamma. Gene Ontology annotation, cellular component: endoplasmic reticulum; endomembrane system. NCBI's taxonomy places the organism in Eukaryota, Metazoa, Chordata, Actinopteri, Cypriniformes, Cyprinidae. Bases 28 to 975 code for a protein of 315 amino acids. Gene Ontology annotation, molecular function: 1-acylglycerol-3-phosphate O-acyltransferase activity. The record is from RefSeq and is a predicted model, not a curated record. The transcript is spliced from 7 exons.